AAGAGAUCCAAGUCACUCUCAUCCAGGUUCAGUCACAUAUCGUCACUUCAAUUGAAACUUGUUCACGACAUUGCAGUUACUUUCACUAGAUUAACUUCAAGUCUCCUAAGCUGAAAUUUCCCUUCCACCAAGCCUGGCGCGGCUGUUGAUCUGUCUGUCCUGCACCACACGACUCAUCUGAUCUUCCGCAACGGUUCACAAAGCCGUCCUACCUUCAAGUUCCAACGCUUCUCAUCAAGUCGACAAAGAUAUACAAAUUUAUCAAGUCUGACAAAGUCGGCACAGGCCCUUUCACGAUGUCCAAGGCCACUGUGGGCGAGGUCUAUGCCAAAGUCAUAAACGAGGUCUGCGAAAACUCUAGACAGGAUUUUGAGGAAGGUGGAGUUGAAUUGGCAACGUUGGAACUUCUAAAAGCGGAAUGGCAGAAGAAACUUUCAGGUCUUAAAGUCACCCAGCUGCCAUGGGAUCCUCAGGCAGCACCGGUGAUUAAAGAACAACCAGCUGCUCCCCCAGCAAAGCCUGUUCCCCAGGCUCUCCCUAGUAAUGGCAACGCCGUCAACACCCCGACGCCGCCUCAAGUUGCGCCAACAGUCGCCUCCUCCGUACCCCGGGUCAAGGCAGAGAACAGUCCAGUAUACCCCCCUCAAUCUGGUCCUCAGCAGAAUUACGCUGUCCCAUCAUUCCCUCAAGGCCAACCAAUGACAGCUCGGGAACGAGCAGCCCAGCAGCUCCACGAGAGUUAUGGCCAGCGUGCUGGCGCCCAGAUCGCUCAGUUACAGUCUAACCAGCGAGUACCAGGACAAGCAUCGGCAGGCUCUCCCGUCAACUACAUCAAGCAAGAAGAAGGGCAAUCAUCAUUGGGAGGUGUGCAGGAUUACCAUGCCGGUGCUCAGCCCAUCCAGACUAGCCAGACCGAUGGAUCUGCUGAUUCGUACGAUGACUGGGACACCGAAUAUGCUCGGCGAAAGGAGUUUAGCAGAAUCCACGGCGCCAGGGCAGAUCGAUUGAUCAAAGAUCAGGCUCUCGCAAAAUUGCAACAGCUCGAGGGUGGAGGCUUACUGACACCUCUUGAUGAGCGCCCAUCACAGCGUAGUGCAAAGAUACUUGGCUCCGCAUAUCCUCUGCAAUCUGGAACUUCUUCAGAGCCCAGCCGUCUGGCUCGCGCGCAAGGCGAUGCGACUGGAGAUGACGACGAUGACAUUGACGACGAAGAUGCGAUCAACUCUGAUCUUGACGAUCCUGAUGACUUGGCCGCGAAUGAGGGCGACGAAGAAAACACGGACCAGGUUAUGCUAUGCACUUACGACAAGGUACAGCGGGUAAAGAACAAGUGGAAGUGCACGCUCAAGGAUGGUGUUUUGCGAGUGGACGGUAAUGAAUAUGUAUUUCACAAAGGCCAGGGCGAAUUCGAGUGGUAGGUAACCACAAUUUUCUGCGACAAUGUGGGAUGACGGCGAAAUGACUCCUGACUCGGCGGCGUUUGCUGGGAAGGUUAUGGCUAAAUCAACAAGAUACCAAACUGCUCCUCCUCGUGGAUGUUUCAGACGGACGAGAAUUACUUAAUGGCUGGAAAAGUUUGAAUGCAAGACCUAGGUGUUUGUGAGGACGAGAUUGAUCGCAUUGGGCAAAUCACAUUGGGAGCCAUUCUUCAUGGUCCUAUUGUGCUUACCCAGCCAUUGCCUUGGUAAUCACGACUUGUAGCCAAUUAUCAAGCUGCAAACCCAACCUUGUAACUUGUACCUGCGAUACAAUCACUCCUCUACAAGUCUAAUAAAAUUAUAGAUGAAGCAUAGCAAGGCCUCUCAUCUAGCUGCC
Messenger RNA from Exophiala mesophila, 1815 nucleotides. RefSeq lists its product as uncharacterized. The coding region runs from base 297 to 1418 and encodes 373 amino acids. Lineage: Eukaryota; Fungi; Ascomycota; Eurotiomycetes; Chaetothyriales; Herpotrichiellaceae. Gene Ontology annotation, biological process: transcription by RNA polymerase II; transcription initiation at RNA polymerase II promoter. Gene Ontology annotation, cellular component: transcription factor TFIIA complex. The record is from RefSeq and is a predicted model, not a curated record. The transcript has 4 exons.